Molecule: messenger RNA, 557 nt
Organism: Galdieria sulphuraria
Lineage: Eukaryota; Rhodophyta; Bangiophyceae; Galdieriales; Galdieriaceae
Exons: 2
Coding region: 72-485 (137 amino acids)
Source: RefSeq, a predicted model, not a curated record
AGCUUAUAAAAACAACAAAGUUUUCACGGCCUGCAAAAUGUCGUUGGAAUCCACCAGACUGACAAGAGUUGAUGCACCAAGACAAUACACAAGAUCAGCUUCGACGUGACCUUUUACAAAGUGUAGAGAAAACUAGAAGCUAUUUGGCUGCACUCUUAGAAUCCACAAGUAAGUCGCUUUAUCUGGCAUCGAAGAGGUCUCUCAACAACACGUCAAGUAGUGGAAUACCUCCAAAUGUGGGUGAUAACGAGGAACUACAUAAAGCCUUCAGAGAAGAAGUGACACAUCUUCAACAGCUAGUUGAUCAGUUAGUGAGAAGUUUUGUUCAAGCCAGUCAACUUGCCGAGCAAUAUCAGCGAAGGAUAGAGCAACGGGACCUCGAAGAUUCAACACUUUGUCAACAGCUUUCUGAGAGACUAAACCGGCUUUCACAAGUAAGUUUUUUUUUCUGUUACUCCAAGUUAGCAAUAUUUGUUUACUAUUGAUCAGCAAAUCUGGGAGAGAGAGAACAAGUUGGAUCAGUGCAAACAACUACUUCGCAGUUUUAGACAUUCAAU